Messenger RNA from Leucoraja erinaceus (little skate), 4941 nucleotides. It is a transcript of the gene ninj1, whose product is annotated as ninjurin 1. Gene Ontology annotation, biological process: cell adhesion; tissue regeneration. The coding region runs from base 120 to 554 and encodes 144 amino acids. The record is from RefSeq and is a predicted model, not a curated record. The transcript is spliced from 4 exons. Gene Ontology annotation, cellular component: membrane. Lineage: Eukaryota; Metazoa; Chordata; Chondrichthyes; Rajiformes; Rajidae.
CCGGGUGAGUCUCUCCGCCCCCAGGGGCCGGGCUGGGCUGAGCUGAGGCCGGGCCGGCGGAUCACCCCGCCCCCUAGGGCGGGCCCAGCGCAUCCGAGAGCCGGCAGCGCAGCGGGGACAUGGAACCCGAAAACAUGGAGCUGAACGGCAGCUUGUCCGGCACCGAGCAUCGAAGGAGUAGAGGAACCCAAUCCAUCAACUUUAAUCACUAUGCCAACAAGAAGAGUGCAGCAGAAAGCAUGCUGGAUGUUGCUUUACUCAUGGCAAAUGCCUCUCAGCUCAAAGCCGUGAUUGAUCAAGGAUCCAACUUCAAUUACUACGUGGCACUUGUCAUCCUCAUCAGCAUAUCACUCAUAUUUCAAGUCGUCGUGGGCAUUUUAUUAAUAUUCAUUGUCAAAUAUGACCUGAAUGACCCGAACAAGCAGAGCAGGCUGAACCAUCUCAACAACCUUGCCACAGGCAUGGUGUUUCUCAUUGUCAUUGUCAACAUUUUCAUCACAGCGUUUGGAGUGCAAAGACCACCUCCACACCACACAAAUCCACAGUCUUUUUAGCAACGGCUAAACAAGCUGAAACACAAGGAUGGACAAAAGAAAACAGACCCCGAGCAUCACCAGCAGUGUUACUACUGAGGGAAGACUGGCACUUUCAACCGGUUCACAUACAUGUAAUGAACACAGGAUUUUAAUAAUGAUUUGAAAAGUACUUAUGAUUGUUCAGUUUUAUAAAUUGUAGCCCUCUAUCAUUUCCAUCAGUAUCAUUGAAGAAUAAUAUUAACCAUGAAUAUAUGGAGGGUAUAAGUUGGCCAGAAUAUAUUUUAUAAUUUAUGAACAAAAGCAUCUGCACCUUAUAACAUAAAUACAAAAUUUUGAGUGUUCAGAGGUAAGGAAUCAGUAAUGAAUCUGUAAGCCAGGCAUCACAGAGGAAUACACACUAGGAAUUAGCUGGAAGAGCCCUGAUGGUCCCUAGACCUGCCCCACCAUUCAAUGUCUGUUCCAGGACUCGUCUUCUCGUGCUUCAGUUCUACAAAGCCCUCAGUUCCCUCAUCAAGAACCUACCUCCUCUUUUAUACAUCUUUAAUGCCAGUCUAUGUACCUGCAAUGAUCUAGUCUCUACAACCCUUUGGUGUGGACCCUGAAUGUUAACUGUCUGCCCCCUUACCCUGUGCUCAUGUCCACAUAUAUGCAACUCUCCUGCUCCCACAUCUGCCUUGUCGUGCCUCUGCAGGACCCUGUAUGGUUCCAUAAAUUGACCCCUCGUUCUGCUCAACUGCAGAUUUGUGGCGGGACACCCUCUCAUGGCGGGCAUUAGCCAAGUGAAUCUCUCCUGAUCCAUCUCCAAUGCUAAAACAUCCUUUCUUAAGCUAUGGGACCAAAACUGUACAUAGCACUCGAGGUGCAGCCUCACCACAAUGUGACAGAAUCUCUAUUUCUAAACUCCAACCCUCUAUCACUAAAGGACAAUCUUGUCAUUUAUUCACUUGCUACAUCUCCUGCUAACUAUUUCUAUUUCAUACACAAGCUGAUCAAGAUUCCUCACCACUUUACUCAUUUGCAAUCUCUCUCUACCUAAGUCAGUUUUUUGAUACCUCCUAUCUAUAUGCUUGACUUGUUAGAUCAACCUCCAUUUGCCAGGAUUUUGACCACUCACUCAAACCAUCAUCAUCAUAGCAACAUGAUGGGCCUGUAUCUCCCCAUUCUCUCAGAUUCCCCUCUCCAAUGACUAGUCCUGUACCACAACACUCUCCUUCUCCCUACUCACCAGGCCAGUGCCUGUCUACUCUGACGUCUUCCUCUCUCCACUUACUAGGUGACUGUCUUCGGUUCAGAAUGUUGUUGGGUUUAUAAAUCUGUCGGCUCUUUUGAUUUGCAACAAAACGCAUACAUGGACCAUGGUGUGUUUAAGAUGUGGCCAUACAUGGACCAUGGCGUGCUUAAGAUGUGGCCAUACAUGCAUUAUACAAUGCCAGGCCUUUAUAACAUUUCCGUACAAGAUAUGAAUCACUGCUUUUUUAGCCUCUCAGGUCACUUAUGUAAAUGGAGCAAAUGCUGGAUAAAUUUUCAGGAAAAUGUUGCUUUAUUUGACUAAAGAGCUAAAAUAAUUCUUGAUGUUGCUCUACUUUUACAUCAUUUACAUUUAUAUAAAACAGUCUGGGAUUUCCUUUUCUCAAUCCUCUGCCUCUUAAAAGAAACUUUUUGUUUCAUCAAAUAUAAUUUUCUUUCUUUUUACAUCCUGCCCUGUUUAUUGUACAUUAUCCAUGUAUUAGAAUCCUUUUCCAGUUACACCUUUUAUGUUUCUUGUAAUGCAUGAGCUGGCACAACAGCAAUGUCACAUCAUUCCUAACUGUUGCCCCAUAUUCUUAAACUCUAGGGAUUCAAGAUAGUGUUGAGGAAGGACAUCCUUGUGAUUGAGGCAGUGCAGCGUAGGUUCACCAGGAUGGUGGGACUGUCAUAUAAGGAAAGAUUGAAAAGACUAAGCUUGUAUUCACUGGAGUUUAGAAGGAUGAGGGGGAUCUUAUAGAAACAUAUAAAAUUAUAAAAGGACUGGACAAGCUAGAUGCAGGAAAAAUGUUCCCAAUAUUGGGUGAGUCCAGAACCAGGGGGUCACAGUCUUAGAAUAAAGAGGAGGCCAUUUAAGACUGAGGUGAGAAAAAACGUUUUUCACCCAGAGAGUUGUGAAUUUGUGGAAUUCCCUGCCACAGAGGGCAGUGGAGGCCAAAUCACUGGAUGGAUUUAAGAGAGAGUUAGAUAGAGCUCUAGGGCCUAGUGGAAUAAAGGGAUAUGGGGAGAAGGCAGGCACGAGUUAUUAAUUGGGGACCAUCAGCCAUGAUCACAAUAAAUGGCGGUGCUGGCUCAAAGGGCCGAAUGGUCUCCUCCUGCACCUAUUUUCUAUGAUUCUAUGUUAGUAUCCAGGACAUUAACAUGGUGUGUGUGCUAAAGGACUGUUUAACAAUGACAGAGCUUGCGUUAUCCACUCUUAUAUAGUCUAGAGGCUAUUGCUUGCAGCCUGUGCAGAUACAGUGACCUAGCUGAACUCGUGUAAAAUAUGCUGAAAUGUGUACUAAUCAUUGAUGUAAUUUCUAACAAGACUUUCUCAAUCUAACGCCUGCCCCACUGGACAGCAACAGAACAAAUAACAAUAUUUGAACCAUUUGUCUGCUAUGACCUGUACCUCAACCCAAGGUCACGGUAUCAGCAGGAGGACCAUAACUUAAUUUGUUGUCUGAAUCAGAACACAAUAUUCACAGUUCAUGUUGGAGAUUAUUUUGAAACUGUUGCCUUGUUACCAUUUAAUGUGAUAAGCUGAACAGUGAUAUCAAGAGUGGGCUUUAAACCAUGUUUAUUGUAUUUUCUUCAAGUAUGUAUAUUUUUCACAUGCCUAGUGUACGCGGGCAAAUAUCACUAGUCUGUUCUCAGUGUGUAUGAAUACUAUAUGUUAUUAGAGUCUAUUUACAAUAUGUCUUGAUUUUUUUGGUUUAACAUUUCCCAGUGUGCAGUAAAAAAAUUAACUGGAUUUACUAAACAAUACAGGUUUUAAGAUAUUGAAGAGUGUGGACUUAGAAAGUACUAAAGAAAGGCUAUGCAUUGAGGAAUAGAGGAGCCUAACACUGCCACAACACUGCUCUUUGUAGAAUAGACAUAGGACCUGAGAAAAUAUUUCACAAACUGGAGAGUAUUUUAUGGACAUGGGAAAACUUAAAACACCACUUCUGCAAUUAUUUUUGAGGCAUAAGAAUUGCAGAUUGAGGAUUCCCGCCCCUACAGCGGGAAGUGGGAGAUGUGAACAACUCACUUUCAGUAAGUCAAGCACCAUCAUGAGGAACUGAAGGUUCCAGUGUUGUGCUGUGACUGUGUCUCUAAUCCAGUCGUAAAUUAAUCAAAUGACUGGUCAGAUAAACAGCCACAGCAUUGCUGGCCUUCACCAUUUUAAUUCAUUAAUAUUGCAAGGAUUUUUUAAAUCAGAUUUUAUUUUUAAAACAUACAUAUAUUUGGGUCAAAUUCAUGUUGAAUUUACCACAUAACAUCCAAUGGUGGACAGGCAACAUGUUCUACUACACCUCUUUUUCUUAUUCUUUGAGGUUAAUUGAAAACAAAAUCAGGAAAAGGCAAAAUAGGCUUAAUAGUAAUGUAGCAUUAGUACUACUGCCUAGACACAUCAUAGUUCCAUGGACCAGAGGACAUAGGUUCAAGGAGAAGGGGAAAAGAUUUAAUAGGAAUCUGAGGGAUAACUUUUUCACAGGGUGGUGGGUGUAUGGAACGAGCUGCCAGAGGAGGUAGUUGAGGCUGGGACUAUCCCAAAGUUUAAGAAACAGUUAGACAGGUACAUGGAUAGGCCACGUUUGGAGGGAUAUGGACCAAGCUCAGGCAGGUGGGACUAGUGUAGCUGGGACAUGUUGGCCGGUGUGGGCAAGUUGGGCAGAAGGGCCUGUUUCCAUGCUGUAUCACUCUACGACCAUUCUCUGCACAGCUGUGGGAUUCCAUAUGCUACAGAUUCAAUCAGAUCAACUCAAACUCUGCAGACAGCACGUCCAUGGGAGAGAGGGCAGAGUUAUGUUGCAUUUUCCACACUAUCAAAUUUAAAUGUUCAAGAAAUGCUUACAUUACAAAGACGUGGCUUAAAAAUAAAAAAAAGGAUACCAAAAUGGGAUUGUUGAUCCAAUGGUGGUGAUCUACAGAAGUUGUAAACAUUCAAAACUGAUUGGUGGAGAAAUGUAAUGUUGGUCAAGGUGUGGUUGCCGUGGCUACUUCACUCUCACUUUACUGACCAUUGGAAUUAUUUGUGGGAUUAAGUACAACAGUCGUGAUCUCACACACAUUUCCACCACAGUGACCAAAGGGGAUUUUGUCUCCACUUCACACGGCAGUAAAAAUAUAUUUGUUUUUAAAUAUUGCACUUCAUAAAUAAUAUACUUUCUUUAAUAAAAUUGUAUCUGUUAUUGUA